This is a messenger RNA of Ictalurus punctatus (channel catfish), 3350 nucleotides long. Its product is annotated as endothelin-3. Gene Ontology annotation, biological process: regulation of vasoconstriction; intracellular calcium ion homeostasis; vein smooth muscle contraction. The transcript has 4 exons. NCBI's taxonomy places the organism in Eukaryota, Metazoa, Chordata, Actinopteri, Siluriformes, Ictaluridae. Bases 1207 to 1716 code for a protein of 169 amino acids. Gene Ontology annotation, molecular function: hormone activity; endothelin B receptor binding. Gene Ontology annotation, cellular component: extracellular region. The record is from RefSeq and is a predicted model, not a curated record.
UGCAGUGGAGAGGGUGUUGCUCUGUAGGCUGUAUACUCUAUAAAAACCUGUUUGCUGGACGCCAGAAUAGUCAGACACACUAACACGCACACACACACACACACACACACACUCCUGGAUGUGCGUUACAGCUCCUUAACUAACGCACGUUUCUCCGGAGCGCGUGCCAUGUGAGACGCACACGGUUUCACCGGGAAUAUGCGGUGCAUCUGGUUGAAAAUGUGGUUUCGUGGAUGUCAGCGCUCUAGAUCAACUAAACUGGGACUAAUUUGAACACCAUUUGUUCAUCUGACAUUUUUGUGUGUGUGUGUGUUUUUGUUUUUCUUUUGUUUUUUGGAGUAAAAAACCUGGGGAUGGCCAAGACGUCGCUUCUGGAUUUGAGCGUUUUGAUUUUAAUCGGAUUAACAGCCGCACAUGCAAACGGUAUUAUGCAUUUUUGUUAAAGAUGAACGUGAUGAAAGUGUCGUAAGAACUCUGAGAUCUUUAGAGAAAGAUCACCCUGUGGAUGAGUUAUACAUUGGAAUGUAUCUUAUGUGCUUCGUGAAGCUAUGGAGGCGCCAGGAAUUUGAUUCUUAUUUCAACAGACUAUUAUUAAUAUUGGAAUAAUUUCCACUAUAUUCGUGUUUCUGCGAGUUUUUGUGUUCUUGAUGCUGAUUGGUGGCCUUAACCAAAUAUUUUUGUUGUUGUUGUUGUUGCAAAAUUACCUACAUAAAACUUUUGCAUAUAGAAUAAAACUUUCCUUUUUUUCUGACAUGAAAUUUUUGUCAUCAGACCCUUUUUUCUCUCAAUCGUUUCAUCAACAUUUUAUAAUUUCUUUCAUAUAUUCAUCUUUAUUAUCCACUUUAUCCUGUGGAGGAUCCAGCGCAUAUCCCGGGAAUACUGGUCUCAGAGUGGAAAUACAGUACAUCCUGGAUGGGAUGCCAGUUCAUUUCAGAGCAACAUUCACACACAUACACAAACACACACUCACACCUAGGGGCUAUUCAGAGUACAGCCUGUAUAUCUAUUGGUAUGUCUUUUGGGAGGUGGGAGGAAACCGGAGAACCUGGAGGAAGCGUGUACACUCCUGGGGAGAGCAUGCACAGAACAUGCACUUUCCCCUGUUAAACACAAAGUAACAUGAAAUGUGGGAAAACGCGGAUAGUAAAAAAAAAAACAACAACAUUUAGUAGCAAACCUAAAUAUAGUGAUACAUAAGUAUUGUGUAUGGUAAAAACUUAUCUUCAAGUAAGGUGGUGUGAUAUUGUUACCAUAUCGCUCACUCCUAUAGUUUACUCCUUGUCUCGUGCCACAGGGAUUCCUCUGCACCGGAUUGUCGCGCGCGAGGAGAGCGCACUUGAGGCCGAGCGAGCGAGCAUGGGCGCGAGGACAGCACCGGCACCGGCACCCACGGAACGCACGCGCGGAUCCGCCGACGCCCACGACCACGACCACGACGUCACAGGAUCGUCGCGCGACUCUCAUCCGCGGAGCAGAGCCAAACGGUGCACGUGCUAUACGUACAAAGACAAAGAGUGCGUUUAUUAUUGUCACCUGGAUGUCAUCUGGGUGAACACGCCAGAGCGUAUGGUGCCGUACGGCCUGUCAAGUUACAGAGGCUCUCAGCGUGCAAGGCGCUCUGCAGCAGACAGGAGAACGACACAACGAUGUGCGUGCACCCUGCAAAGCGACCCUCAUUGCAACAGCUUCUGUGGGAAAAGGGGGAGGUUACCAUGACCACCUGGACAUACCUUAAAGAAAAGAAGCUUAUGUGUCUGAAAAGGAGGAAUUCCAUUAUCCAGUAGAGAGACGUGACAGGAAAGAAGAAAAACACAAUGGAGCGUUUGUGGAACGCUCACACAACCGACGAGCCUGGAGAAUAAGUCAGAGUGUGAUUCAAUGCGAGGAUAUUUUGACACAAAUGGUUAACUCAUCAUGUUACAGCUUGUCUUCUGCAGCACCCAAGGCUGACUCUUUAUUCUGACUAUUGGCUCCACUUCGUCGCCUUUAAUUAACGACAUGCAGAGCCAAGUAUUAAGAUCAACUUGCUAUAAUAAUCUGAAUUCCGAAUCACAGGUUGGGCAAAAUCACUAAUCCGGUUCGGAUGGUUGUACACUGUAGAUACUAAGACGAAUCUGAGCUGUUUUCUCAUUUUCCAGCCUACAAUACCAUGUGGUAAUGUUUCUGAUUAGAUGGCACUUAAAUAUAGACGCGCUAACAGAGAAACAAAACUGAGGACUGUACAUGAAUCAAGUUUUACAGCUGUUUAUACACCAACGAUUAACAUGACCUAUGUUUUAUAAUCUACAAUAUUUUCACUUGUGUAACUUUGGGCAUUGCUUCACAUAAAAACAAUCCCAGCAUACAAAUUCUAACACUUUAUUUUGCUAUAUUGUGUGAUAUAAUCCAACUGAUUCUCCUUUUAUCACUAUUGGUGAUUAUAGUAAAAAAAAAAAAAAAAAAAAAAAAAAAAAGAUUGAAAAUCACUGUUUUGGUGGUCAUUUAGGUGUCCUACUUGUCUAAAACUUCAGAAUAAAAAUACAUUAGAUGUUAUUACACAUCUGUGCUGCACUGAUGGAACAUAAUAACAGGAACUAUUAUUAAAACUGUGCAUGGAAAACCAUUUAAAGAAUAAAACACAACAGUGCGUGUGUGUUACCGCCCCAAAAUUGAUUAUUUUCCAAUUGCAGCACUCCCUGAAGUGCAUUAUUCCUCUUGGGCCACACAGUUAUAAAUUUGUAUCUAUUAAUUAAUGACAUUUCAUCUGUUUUCUCCAUUCAUAAUUACAUUUAAUGUUGUGGAAUGUCUGUGAAGCAAGUUAGUUCCUGUUCACACUUACAUUAUUGCAGUUAUAAACAGUCAUUCCUUCACCAGCCUCUCAUUUUUUCCUCUCUAUUGAGGUUAAUAAGUCGAGAGCUUGCGUUGUUACUGAGAAGCCAGAGAGCGAUACUUACUGAUUGUUCCAAAGUGCUGACACUGGAGACUCCUUCCUUCUGUAAAUGUUAUAUAAACCUCUCCUCACAAUAUCAAUGAUUAUACAUUUUUCUUUGUUAAAUAACAACAGGCUUAAAUGAUGUGGAUUACUAUCUACUUAUAUAAACCUGUGAUUUGUGGCUGCGCUAUUGUCAGCUGUUAUACAAAAUGAAUCAACUUCUGACCAAUCAGAUUCAAGAAUUCAUCAAUACUGUGGCCAUUUAUUGAAGCCCACUUUACACUCUAGAGAUGAUCCACUUGUUUGAGUGAACGAUUUUGUCUGGCCAGGUCUGUUUUUUUCUGCUUUAACAUGGUCAGACAUAUCUAGACAUGUACAAAACUUAACAUGUACAUUACUGCUGUCUAAUACUAAAUUAAACAUGUCAUUAUUACUAUCA